Dendronephthya gigantea is the source of this 3399-nucleotide messenger RNA. Its product is annotated as creatinase-like. The transcript is spliced from 7 exons. The coding region runs from base 105 to 1421 and encodes 438 amino acids. Lineage: Eukaryota; Metazoa; Cnidaria; Anthozoa; Malacalcyonacea; Nephtheidae. The record is from RefSeq and is a predicted model, not a curated record.
CAUUGUUGCGUAAUAUCAUUGACUUCAAAUCAAGUCGCAACGCUCUGUCGCAUGGUUUGCAACCACAGAUAAGACACAAAUUCGAAAAGAACUAGGAAUAGUCAAUGAAGAUGCGUGCUGCUAUUGUGUCCAGAAGCCUUCAAGCAUUUAUUCGAGUACGUCCUUCGAUGUCAAUGUCGUCAAGAUGUUUUAGUAUGCAAACUCCACUAUCCGAUCAACCACGAACAAUGAAAAUCGAAAAUGGAGAAAAGGUUCAACCGACUUAUUCGCCGCAAGAGAUGACCCGUCGCCAGGACAUGAUACGUCAGCACAUGGAGACGGCUGGUCUAGACGCAUGUGUAUUUACAUCGUACCACAACGUUUACUACUUUAGCGAUUUUCUGUACUGCAAGUUUGGGAGGAAUUAUGCCUACAUCGUUACACCAGAGAAAGCAAUUAGCGUCUCUGCAUGUAUUGAUUACGGUCAACCAUGGCGACGGACGUUUGGAGAAAAUAUCGUUUACACAGACUGGCACAAGGACAAUUUCUUUCAUGCAGUAAAACAAGAGUUAGGUGAUGCAAAACAUGUUGGCCUCGAAUUUGACGUCGUGCCUAUCGACGAGUAUACAAAAUUUUCUGAAGCUUUGCCGAACGCAAAAUUUACAGAUGUUGGUGAAUCUACAAUGCGCAUGCGCAUGAUCAAAUCUAACGAAGAAAUUGAAUUAAUUAAGCAAGGUGCAAGAAUUGCUGACCUAGGUGGUGAAGCCAUUAAAAAUGUGAUAACAGAGGGUGUACGAGAACACGAGGUGGCCCUUGCGGGGACUGAUGCCAUGGUUAGAGAGAUUGCAAGGACUUAUCCACAUCAAGAACUGCGGGACACAUGGGUUUGGUUUCAAUCUGGCAUUAACACAGAUGGUGCCCAUAAUCCAGUGACAAGCCGCCAACUUCAAAAAGGGGACAUUCUUAGCAUGAACUGUUUUCCUAUCGUUCAAGGGCACUAUGUUGCUCUGGAACGAACCCUAUUUUGUGAUCACGUGCCAAGCGAUCGCCACAUGGAACUGUGGGAAAUCAACUGUAUGGUUCAUCGCCGGGGGAUAGAAUUAAUUAAGCCUGGGGUAAAAUGUUGUGACAUCGCUCACGAACUAAACGAAAUCUAUCGGAAACAUGGACUUCUCGGAUACCGAAUUUUUGGCUACGGUCAUUCGUUUGGAGUGAUUAACCAUUACUACGGUCGCGAAGCUGGUUUGGAACUUCGCGAGCAUGUCGAGACAGUGUUACAGCCCAAUAUGGUCAUCUCGAUGGAGCCGCAUAUAACAAUACCAGAGGGGGAGCCAGGGGCCGGGGCGUACAGAGAGCAUGAUAUCUUGGUGAUCAAGGAGGAUAGCACGGAAAAUAUUACGAAAUUCCCGUUCGGUCCUGAACACAACGUUGUUAAAAAUUAAAUAUUACAAUAGACCCAUAGGCAAUCCAAAUAUGCGUGAUAAUUUAAGCGUGAUUUGAACUUCUAAUAUUAUUCUUACACCAUGCUGAAAAAUUGCCGAAAAAAUUCUUGCGUUCAAACUACCACGCAUAAUGGGGCUGCCUAUGAUAGACCAUGUAUAUCGCAAAUAACCAAUUGAGAAAAACGGAAAAGUCUGCAAAAACUAUGGUGGAGAGCGCAUGUCAGUUAUCAAUUAAUUAAAGUUUAUUACUUACAAUUUGAGUUGUUUGGCAAAUUUAGCCUCACCCUCAGGGUCUUCUACAUCCAUAGAAUAAGUUGGAUAAAGUUUUCUUUUUAUCUCUUUCACAUCUACCAAAAGAAGAAAAUCGCAGCAAAAAUCGUAUUACACCAAGUACUUCACUUGAUUGUUAUGAUGAGAUUCACCAUCGAUUGUUUAUCAAGAAAAGAUUGAAUAAUUGUUAGAUUUUUUUUUUGAAUUUUGAAGUUAAAAUGCUUUCUUCUCAAAGUGCAUAUCUAGAGUAUCAAACAAGAUGUUUUUAAGCAGCUGCAGUGCUAAUAAUGGUUUUGAGUAAGUCAUUCAGUGUUUAUAAACGACUCAACGAAACCCAGGCAGUGUCAGUUCUACUUGGAAAGAUUGCGAUUUGAGAUUGCGAUUGAGAUGACGUGAAAUUCGCUUCUAUAAUUGCGAUCGUUCGUGAAGCGAAUUUACACGAAGAAGGUGUUGUCUCAAUUACCCAGUAAUUCCAAACUGAUUCUUCAAUCAACUCGGUUAUUCCCAACUAAUCCGACUACUUUGUUUGCUAUUAAAGCGCAAACGUUUUAACCCUGCAAUUUUAAGUAGCUUCCAAUUGAAUUGAUAAAGAGCAUGCUACGCAGUGAAGUAAAUAAUACUGUACAGACUAAUUAUAGUUGAUAAGAAUAAGCAUUAUUUGACAUGAAUACAUAAGCUCCUAUGGCUGGUUGUAUGGAAAGAGUAAUUGAAUUAUACCAAUUAUACCUAUUAAUUACAGGCUAAUAAGAAUCGACAUGUAUUUCGAGAGUUCACUGCUAUUUAAUAAUUAUUGGAUGAGGUUGAGCGUGAUAUUGCGCCAACCGAGGCCCUAAUAGUUCUCAAUAUCACGCGAAAACCGAAUUUAAUAAUUAUUUUAUUAUUCACCUGAUUAAAUGGUAGUAAAGAAGUAGAGGUUGACAAGAUGCUCUGGAACGAAUUAUCUUUAUUUCAAAAUUACAAUAACAUUUUAAUUGACUGAAUAUGCGUCAGUAAAAAUUAUUACGGUUACUAAAGUAACACACAAUCGUCACUUUAACUAAAUAACGAAUAACGUCCUUCUCUAAAUUAUAUUUCAUCAGAAAAAAAUUCUUCAAAAAAGUGUCAUGACUCAUGGCCUCAUGGCUGCAACUGAUGUUUUUACUGAAAAAAGUUAAAGGAACAAUUUUGAAAGUUAAAAGUUUUUUUGUUUUCCGUGUGGGUGUUUUGCAUUAUAAACUCUUCUUGCGAAAGGCUGAAUAUAGGAGAUGACUGAUGGUUACUCCGGCCAGGUAACUCAUUAUUAGCCCCUACGCAUUCUGAUGACAAUGAUGUUGACAUUUGUCUCUUCGUGGAUAUGUCUGUUUUACAAUAACUUCGAAUACUGCUUUCGUUUUUAUGCCCACUUACCGACAUGAUGUGCCUAGCCUCGAAGCCAGAUCUAUCAAGCACUGUAACUGCCGUUGCUCUGAUUGAGUGAUUUGUAUAUGUUUUGGGCAGAUUCGCUUCCUGCGAGAUUCUUUUCAUUUUGUCUCCAAGAGAACGUUCCCCCACCACCAUGUUGUCAUACCAUACGGGUUGAGAGUCGUCAAUGUUUUUCUUGGGUCGUUGAAACAGAUAUUCGUUUAAUGGGUUCAAAUGUUGGGUAUACAACUCGAAGGAAGCUACAGGACAGUGCGGACCAGAGUUUUCAAGCAUAAUACCUCCGUCCAAACCGUCGUCAUUCUCUCGU